UUUUCAGAAGAGUUAUACUGACUGACAGUGAAGACUUAUGCCAUACAAUUGUGUAGUCAUUUUGAACUCUGAAAAACUUCCCUUUAUCUGUUGGAACUUAUACUCUACACUUGGAGUGGUCAAAAUUAUAGGAUGUCCUCCUAUAAAUGUCCAGAGGAGGGUGCAAUCAAAAGCCACAACUGCGUCUUGAUUUACAAAUCAGGGACAGAAGGAGAUGAAAACCACACUCCGGACAGUAACUUAAUCAAACUCUCCACCAAGAUAUUAAAAGUGAAGAGACUGGAAGAAAUCGCCACAUGCUACAACAGUAACCACCUGGAGAAAAUGGCCUUCUUCCAGUGCAUGGACGAGGAUGAGAAGAUGAAAUGUGUUCUGGAAGAAAGUUCUAGUGAACAGGAUUCAGGAUCUGAAAAUAAUGAGGCUAAGGAGAAGGUGUGGUUAUAUCCCAACCUGAAGGAAAUGGCAUCUGUCAAAGGAAAGAGGACAUCAACCCUUACAGAUGACUGCCUGGCUCCUCCUGCACCCUUUCAUCACCGGAUUGUAACAGCCAAACAGACAGCCAUCAACAGUUUUUAUACCGUGAGCAGAACAGAAAUUUUAGGAGGGGGGCGCUUUGGCCAGGUUCACAAGUGUGAAGAGAAAGCAACAGGUCUGAAGCUGGCCGCUAAGAUUAUCAAGACCAGAAGCAGGAAGGAUAAGGAUGAAGUGAAGAAUGAGAUCAUUGUCAUGAACCAGCUGGAUCAUGUGAACCUCAUUCAGCUCUAUGAUGCCUUCGAGUCUAAGAAUGACAUUGUCCUCGUCAUGGAGUAUGUGGAUGGAGGUGAGCUGUUUGACCGGAUCAUCGAUGACAACUACAAUCUGACCGAGCUUGAUGCCAUCCUGUUUAUCAAGCAGAUAUGUGAGGGAAUACGACACAUGCAUCAGAUGUACAUUCUCCAUUUGGACCUAAAGCCUGAGAAUAUCCUGUGUGUGAAUCAGGAUACUAAACAAAUAAAAAUUAUUGAUUUUGGAUUGGCCAGAAGAUACAAACCCAGAGAAAAGCUGAAGGUGAACUUUGGAACUCCAGAAUUUCUUGCCCCUGAAGUUGUGAACUAUGAUUUUGUUUCCUUUCCCACUGACAUGUGGAGUGUGGGGGUCAUUGCCUAUAUGCUACUUAGUGGUUUGUCCCCCUUCCUGGGUGAUAAUGAUGCUGAGACCCUGAACAACAUCCUGGCCUGCAGGUGGGACUUGGAGGAGGAAGAAUUUCAAAACAUCUCAGAGGAAGCCAAGGAGUUCCUCUCCAAGCUUCUAAUUAAGGAGAAAAGUUGGAGAAUAAGUGCAAGUGAAGCUCUCAAGCACCCUUGGUUGUCAGACCACAAGCUCCACUCCAGACUCAAAACACAGAAGAAGAAGAAUUGCAGCUCCAAUACUCGGGAAUUUGUGACCAAAUAGUCUACAGAAGGUGCCCAUUGAAAGGAAAACUGCUGGGGUUGCUGCUGCUUUGAGAUUUUUGGAAAAAACAGCCGUUCUGAUACCUUGACUUCCACGAUGACUGGUGGCCUUGGGGGAAUGGGGGCUGCCUCGAACUCAGAGCACCCACUUCCAGGGGGACUCCCAGUGCGUUGGUCCCAGGGGUACAGGCAAACCCUACACCCUUUUUCUCACUUUCCCAUACUCUGUGGUAAUGCACACUUGGGAAGAUAUUUUCCUGCCAUCUUGGGUUUUUUAUUUUUAUUUUUAUUUCUUGAUUUUAGUCACAGGACAAGGGGUGCUUAUUUCUGCUACUUCUCAGUGUACUCGCACAAUCAUACUGUAAAUUUAUUUUAAACUUGGGGGAUGCAUUUAGAGGGAGAAAAGUACUCUCAAUCUUUUCUCCAACUAUGCCUUUCAAAAGGGUAAUUAUAUCACCAGAAAAAAAUUCUGAGUGAAUUGAACACUUAGUUUCUUAGGCUUCAUUAUUUUGAUAUGGUCUGAAACUAGGUAAAUCCAAUCAAUAAAUAAUUUGCUUUCUGGAAUGUAAACUUUCUUUGAAUUCUGAAGCAAGAGGCAUCAGACAUUCUUCCACUUAUUAUGCAUUUUCCUCCAAGUGCAUCAGUUUCUCCCAAGUGACUGAUUUUAUUUCACAUGAAUAUGGUAAUAUGCAUUUUCAUAAUGCAUCCCUGCUUUCUUCUGACCGAACACUCAUCCAUGUGAAAUAGACUGGUUUUGAGAGGUGUUACAAGAGAUAUAUGUUUAUGGUUGGUUUUUAAAAACCUUUGGAAUAAUGUUAACAGUGAUAAGAGCUUUCCUCAUGCCGAACUUGUCGACAAGAAAAGAUGGGACUUGUUUAUCCUGUAGAAGGAUGGAAGGACAGUGCUGUGCUGGCAAUGUUGAAGUGACUUGAAAAGUAGUCUUCAAGUAAACUCAAACAAUUUUGAAGCCUCAUGAACCUACCUACAUGGGGUCUCAUGAGGUUUGAUGGUUGUGAAGAAAGAGGAUUAGAAAUCAAAGGUUAUAGGGACACCUCUGCUCAUGUUUUUGGACACAAGCAGGAUUUCCAGUUGAAGUUGCUUCUUGUUCUUGAGCUCCUGUACCAUUUUAUUACAAAUAUUUAAUAAGGGAAAUAAGACCUACUGUGUAUGGUACAAAGAGGCACAGAGCCACUCAAGAAUAAAGCGUGGCAUGGUUUCUUUAUGAAAAAGACACAAUGCAAAGUUACACUUAACUCCAAUUACACACCCAACACCAAGCUCACUGUUCAGCUUCUUACACUUUCCUCACACUUUAUGUUUCCAAAUAACUACUCUAUUGGGAUUCGCUAAAAUAGCAUCUUAAUUUUUGGCUGUAAAUCAUUCUAGGCUUUUUCUGUCACAAAUCAAUGAAAUAAAAUAAGAAUAAUGUGGUGGCUAUAUUAGUGAGGGCAGUUUUAACUUGUAUUGGCUUUUCUCCAUUAUUUCUCAUAUAUACCUAGUGAAUCCUUAUAGCAGGCCCAUGAACAGCUAUCUGAGCAAUAUCCUUACUUUCAUGUGUAAGGUAAAGAGGAAGUAGAGAAAGAAGAAAAAGUUUAAUUUAGUUAAGGCCACAUGCCAAUUUAGUGGUCAUGCUAGCUAUAAAACUUAUUCUUUUCUAGCCUUGGCUCUUACAUUAUGAUGCAUUUCUUUUUUCCUUUGGCCUAUGCAUUUAUCCAAGGUUGGUUUGUGCUGUUCCUGUUAUGUGACUAUGCUUAAAAUGUUUAAUUUAGUUUCCUUUUAAAAAAAGGUCCUGUGACUGAAGUGUUAUAUUGCUGUGCUAUCUUUAGCCGAUGGUAUUCAUAGAGUCUGGAAAAAUAUAAGCCAGUACACACAUUAAUACUCAGGCCACAGAGAGCUGGCAUUUACUCAAAUGCUAAAUAAGACACAAGGGUCUGAUUUGAAAGCCCACAUGGAAGGCUUUUCAGUCCUGUGGUGAGCAUUCUCUACCAGAUGGAGCAGAGGUCUUUUGCAUGAUGUGCAGUUUGCAUCCAGCUCCCAUUCUGCCUCACAUUGGCAGAUAAACUUUAUCCAAACCCCACCACACAUGGAAGACACAGCUUAGGCCAGAUAAAGGAAUUAUAUCUUUGCUAAAUGAAUCCACUGAUGACUCUGCAUUUAGUGGUUGUGAUUUUUUUCACUAAAGGUUUAGAAAGGAGACUCUACUUUGAAACUAGAUCCUUGAAUUUCCACAUUUGGAUGAAGAGGCAUCCUUAUGCCAGCAGGGUGCCUUUUACAGGAGAGCAGAGGAUAGUUUGAAUUGCAGAGUUAAUUAUUACAGUCUAGAGUGAGGUGAAAGGGGAGAACUUUAAGUCUCCUGCUCAUUCUGUUGCCUUCUUCCACACCCAUGUGUGGCUGCUCCAGUGAGAGUCCCAACUUGGUAGAUUGCCACUGUGAUGGCAAAGGAGUUUUCACAGCAGAGGGGCAACCAGCAUGGACACAUUGAAGCUGAGUCUGGUUAGACUGGGGCUAUUGUGAUCAAUGUUUUCCAAGAAUCCAUUAGGAUUUGAAAGCCUGUAUUUCUCCUCCAGCCUCUUAAUGAGGUUACAUGGCUUCACUCACUUGAAUUAGGCAGUUGCUCCUUUAGUAAAUGGAGCAAAUUAAUGUGGCACUUCCCACUGCCUGGAGAGAAAUACACCUCACAAACUAUUAAGGCAAAAUUAUGUCCACAUUUGUAAUUUUUAAGAUGCCAGCAUUUACUCAGAAUCUGUUGCUAGUUAACAAUCAGGGAGGAAGAGCUCAUGCUUCCAUUUGUAGCACAAAAAUCUCUAAAAUGGAAAUGGAUUCUCACCUGAGCUAAUUUGGGGAAUAGAUUUCUAGGUUAAAAUUGGAUAAUUCUCAUGUUGAGUACCGUAAGUUUCUUUUUUAGUUGUUUUGGCCUGAGUUAAUAUUACCUUGUUUUCUUUCCUCAAAAAUGUAAAUAGGCAUGCUGCCACUGUCAUGGCAUACUUUAAUGUGAAUGUGUUUUGAAAGAGUUGUGAAUACUUAAAUUAUAGUCAUUUUAAUGAAAAUUAAUAAAGCAAUUUUUUUCUUAUUUUAGAAUCAAAAUAUGAAUUUGAUAUUAGGGAAAUGAGAGUCUUGCUCUUUAUUUCAUUCCUUUUUUUGUCCUUCCUGCCCCAGUACCUGACCCCAGCAGUUAGAUGAAGGAAGCCCAUAUAUGUGCAUUGUGUUUGUUCAGUUGGCUGUCAGGCAGUUGAGGGAACCUCAUUUAGAAAAUUCAUCUCUGAAAGUGUAGUGACAGGGGGAGACCCAGGGCACCUCCCUGGCUGUUCUCCAUAGACUCAGCCCAGCUCUCUGUUCUCUGGCAAUUUGGUCAUGGGUGCAGGGUAUACCACCACUGCCCCUCAAUUCUCCCCAGCCAUCAUGUUGCAACUUUACUUUUGCUCUUUAUUUUAUUUUUUACUUCUUUCUCUUUUUCUUAAGUUAGAGUCAAAGUUCAUCUUCACAUUCAUUAUGAUGCUUCCCUAAAAUCCUUUUAUAGGGUAAAAGUUAUGUUUCCAAAAGGCAAACUGCUUCAUUUCCUAAAUAAAACUGAAUUCUGGAUUUACUAGAUGUUAAUUCCUAGAUUAAGAUUGCUCCCUUGCAUAGCAUGAGUCUACACUUUCUCAUAACAGAAAUUCUAUAUAUUUCUCCUAGCUCCACUUUAUUCAGGUAUGUUUUUUUAUAAGUGGUCUUUAUAUAAGCAGUUUCACCUUCCAUGAAGGCUUACAACUCAACUACUACUUAUUCAGAAGAGCAGCAAACAUCAUAUAUCUGAGUGUUCAUUUGUUGCCUUACACGUACUUUGUAGUUGUUUCAGCUGGUAGAUGUCAGUGGGUCCUUCUGACGAGGUGUAUCUGUGUAGAUAAUAAAUAAAAAUGGAUUCAUAAUGUGGUGAUUGAUAUUUCAUGUACAUAUUUUAUUUCUGAACAUCAUUUUAUUCAGCUGUAUUUCAUUGCCUUACAAAGAUGUGUAACAGUCAUUUAUAUGUCUUAUA
Molecule: messenger RNA, 5442 nt
Organism: Artibeus jamaicensis (Jamaican fruit-eating bat)
Lineage: Eukaryota; Metazoa; Chordata; Mammalia; Chiroptera; Phyllostomidae
Gene: MYLK4
Product: myosin light chain kinase family member 4
Exons: 13
Coding region: 133-1431 (432 amino acids)
Biological process (GO): protein phosphorylation; positive regulation of apoptotic process; intracellular signal transduction
Cellular component (GO): nucleus; cytoplasm
Molecular function (GO): ATP binding; protein serine/threonine kinase activity
Source: RefSeq, a predicted model, not a curated record